CUGCUGCUCUUCCUCAGACCCCUGGUGCAAGUGCAGCGAGAGAAGCAGCAAAGCUGACCAUGGCAGCCCUCCCUUUUGCACUGCAAUUCGUCGUCCUCCUCGGGGCCCUCGUUUCCCCAGCCUACUUGCAGCAGUGUGACCAAGUGACCAAGAAUGGUACUCAACGUGGCUUUUACACCGUAGCUGUGUAUCCUACUUCAUACAAGGCAAAUACCUCCUACACUGUAACCAUCAGCAACAUCAAAAACAGCACGGCAGCUUACCUGCAAGCCUCAAUUGCACCGAAUUCCUCUGUGGGCCGGUGGGAAGCUCAGAGCUGCAGCAAUGGCCACUGGGUAGACCAACCACGCAUAGCUGAAGAAACCAUCACAGCCAAAUGGCUGUCCCCAAAUGCAACUGAGGGUCCCGUGGAUAUCAAGGUGUUUGUCACCUUUUCCAAUGGCUCCGUCCUGUAUCAGAGGCAGACGCUGAACUACGAAACCGGGGCAGUGACCGGGACCCGGUCCACCACCUACAGUGCUGCCUCCGGCUUCACGGUGACCAGGACCCACUCCGCCACCCACAAUGCUGUCACUGACUCCAUGGUGACCAAGACCCAGUCCACCACCGACACGGCUGUCUCCGACUCCUUGGCCAGCUUGUCCCUAGUGGCCGCCGUGCAGCUCCUGACACUCUUUGCCACCAGCAACCUGCUCUCCUAAUGGGCACCGCGACUCCCGCUGAACUGCACCUUCCCACCGUCGUGCAACCCAGCAGCCCGGGGGUGGGGAGAGGCAGCAGAUCUACUCAGGAAAUGUCUUUUGUUUAACAUGUCUAUAAAGCUAAUGACUGCACUUUUUAGACCCUCUUUAACCAGAGAGUUGACCCCCAACCCCACUGCCAGCCAGGAGAGGGAAUAGGAGAAGGGACUCAGUGGGGCAGGCUUCUCAAAAGCUCUUUCCUUGGUCCCAGAGCUGGUCAGACAGGUUGUAAAGUUUGUGAUACCGUACUGCGGGGACUCCUGUCUGAUGGGAGCUGUGGAGCUCCUGCCCUCCUGAGCCUCUAUGGUCCAUGAAGUAGAAACAGCAUGGAAACACUGUAGGAAGCCAAGCUGGUUCCCAUCCUGGGGGUUGGCAAAACAAUCUGGAGAAGGGUCUUCCAGACUUGGAAGUAGAGUUUAGCCUGUGGUUGUAUGGGACGGGUUGGAGAAGGAACGAUCCUGCCUCAGGCAGGGGGUUGGACUAGAUGACCUCUGGAAGUCCCUUCCAGCCCUGCUUCUCUAUAUGUUUCUAUGACUGUGUGACUCUAGAAGCAGACCCAGCACCUUCUCGAUGCGAGCCAGAGAUCCAGUUUCCCCUGCACAUCCCUGGCAAAGAUGAGACCCUUCAGCCCUCCCAAUUUCCCCCUGCAAGAGCAGUCCUCCCAGUGCAGCCAAGGCAAGGAGGUGCAGCUGCUUCUCGAGUCCGGCCCACGUCCUCAGCAUUAGCACCCUCCAAGCUGGAGUCCUGCUGGCAGGGUACUCUCCAGGCAUGCCCCCGUCUUU
Messenger RNA from Alligator sinensis (Chinese alligator), 1522 nucleotides. RefSeq lists its product as uncharacterized. The transcript has 4 exons. The coding region runs from base 60 to 701 and encodes 213 amino acids. Lineage: Eukaryota; Metazoa; Chordata; Crocodylia; Alligatoridae. The record is from RefSeq and is a predicted model, not a curated record.